Molecule: messenger RNA, 1674 nt
Organism: Penicillium daleae
Lineage: Eukaryota; Fungi; Ascomycota; Eurotiomycetes; Eurotiales; Aspergillaceae
Product: Zn(II)2Cys6 transcription factor
Exons: 2
Coding region: 1-1674 (557 amino acids)
Biological process (GO): positive regulation of transcription by RNA polymerase II
Cellular component (GO): nucleus
Molecular function (GO): zinc ion binding; transcription cis-regulatory region binding; DNA-binding transcription factor activity, RNA polymerase II-specific
Source: RefSeq, a predicted model, not a curated record
AUGGCCUCCAAAUCCAAUCGAAAAGAGCGCCGGCCCUUGUUACGUGUUCGCACUGGCUGCUUGGCUUGCAGAGCCCGGAAGAAGAAGUGCGACGAGGGGAAGCCUGUCUGCAAGGGAUGUACCCGGAACGGUCUUCAUUGCCAAUGGCCAGGUGAUAUACUCGGAGAGCAGUCAAAGGAUGAUCGUUCGCCAAGAAAGUCUUCAUCUCCGGCUCUUUCUGCGACAGACGGUUUUUCAAGUCUUAGUGAAUCGCACCCGAUCGAGGAUCAAGCCACAACAGAGCGCGGUUAUGGACGGGAUCGCUCUUCCCCCCUGGCAUUAUGCUCCUACGACGAUUUCUGCCCCCUCGAUCCGGAGUAUUUCAAGGAGGAAGGUUUUUCCGCUUUAGAUUCGACUCGCGCCUUGAUUGAUUCUGGGGAGGGUGGGCUCGGUUUCGAAGAAGCAGCUUCAGUCGAGUCCCCCUUGUGGUUGGUCAGAACUUCGCUUACCAAAUUGAAUGAAAUGAUUCCUGCCCAUCUGCAGUUCAUACCUCAGCUGGACCAUGAUCGAUUUGAGCUUUUCGGACACUACAUUCAGACCACAGCAAAUAGCAUGUCCAAUGGUUCAACCUCAUCCAACCCUUUCUUGGUCCAGCUUCUGCCCCUUGCCGUUUCGAGUAACCUCGUCUUGGAAUCGAUUCUCGUACAAAGCUGCGCCCAUCGUGCUGUACGCACUCCUGUUACAAUAGGACCAGACGUGCUCAUCCUUUACAACAAAUCUUUACGAUCUUUGAGGUCUGCAAUUGACAACAAUGCCGCACAUGGAAAGGAAGAUUUGCUGUCACUUAUCGCUAGUAUGUUAAUUCUGUGCUUCACAGAGACCGCUCGUGGCGAUGUGACUGGAAGUGUAUUCUUCCAUCUCCGGGCGGCCAGCUCCAUUCUCCCAAAUGCUCUCGUGAAGCUAAGCGAUUCCUUGCCCGUAGAGCUGCGAAGCUUUUUGGUAGAGUAUUACAUAUACACGGCCACGUUGAGUAUGAUCUCGAUGGGUGUGGAAUACAUCCCGCAGGUUCUUCUUUCUCCUCAGCUAUUGCAAGAAGGCCAGCAACUUGUCAAGAGUGGCUAUAUUGGAAACUUAUGCGGAUGCUGGCUUGGAAUUCUGCUUUUCAUCCCGAGAGUGUAUGAUUUGGGGCGUCACUGGUCGUCACAAGGGGCAGGUAAAACACAGGCCGACCUUGUCACAACAUUUGCAAUUCUCCAUUCAGAGAUUUCACGUUGGGAGCCUGAACCAAAUGUAUCUUCUGACGUAGCCUCCGUGGGGCGCAUCUUCAAAAACGCCAUGCUGCUAUAUCUACUUACUAUCCUCAGGAGCCCUAAUCGUGAUGACCACAGUAUCCAUGCGACGGGGAUACAGGAAGCAGUUCAGGAUGCAAUGUUCUACCUGGAGCAAUUGUCACCCACAAAACAGGUCAAUACGAGCUUAUGUUGGCCUAUCGCAGUAGUGGGUUCUUGUGCUAUGUGUACACAGCAGCAGGCGUCCAUCCGCAACCGAUUGAAAAUUAUGGCUGAGUCGAUUGGGCUGGGUAAUAUCACCAAGACUGGUGAUAUUCUCGAACAUAUGUGGCUACACGACGAAAGGGGCCCUUGGGGAAUAUCUAGGGCCAUGGAAAGAGCUAAAAUUUGGAUUUCUUUCGCAUGA